AUGGCUGCUGUGUACUUUGAACGUGCUGGGGUAGUGGCUGAGCAGGAAGUGGGAGGAGCAAGAUGGAGGGAGUUUGUGAACCAUUCCCAGAUAUCUCCCAUCAUCUGUGAUAAGGAUGAAGACAUCCUUAGCUACAUGACCAACCUACAGGUGGUCAAACUCAAGCAUCCCAGGAAUCGCUUCAAGAUCAGGUUGUUCUUCCGCAGCAAUCCUUACUUCUCUAAAACAGUGAUUGUUAAGGAAUAUCGAGAUAACAUCAAUGGCUAUAGAGCAUAUCGUUCCUCUCCAAUUAAGUGGCUUCAGGGUUAUAUGGGUGAAGCUCCAAGGAGCAUGGCAUAUAACAACAGUGUCAGCAUUUUCAACUGGCUUGUGGACCACGACUUUGUAGACUCCAGCAGGAUUGCUGAGGUGGUUGCUCACUGGGGGAAAUUCUAA
Ochotona curzoniae (black-lipped pika) is the source of this 435-nucleotide messenger RNA. RefSeq names its product testis-specific Y-encoded protein 3-like. Gene Ontology annotation, molecular function: histone binding; chromatin binding. Lineage: Eukaryota; Metazoa; Chordata; Mammalia; Lagomorpha; Ochotonidae. The record is from RefSeq and is a predicted model, not a curated record. The transcript has 4 exons. Bases 1 to 435 code for a protein of 144 amino acids. Gene Ontology annotation, biological process: nucleosome assembly. Gene Ontology annotation, cellular component: nucleus; chromatin.